CUGGAACUAAAACUGACUAAAGUCAGCGGUUAUUUUACUGGUAAACAAUAAAUGCUGUCUGUGGGGGGGUCAGCAAAGAAAGACCCAUCCGCUCCAAUAGCGCAGUCAAAUAAUUGUUUAUUUUUUUAUAUGCGCGGUUUGGUUUUACAACAGUUUUAACAGGUCCAAAAUAAUCACACAAUUUCAGACCAGGAGAGUGCACGUACCAAACGAAACAGCGCGCGCGCCUCAUUAUCAUAUUCAAACGAACUGCAGUCGGCAGACUCGCGAAAAAGAGCACUCAGUGAAGAAUAGCCUGCUCAUGCGGCACUAACGAAUUGUCAGCUGAAAGGAUAAAUAAUCAGAUACAAAAGCCAAACGUGAUUUUCUCCUACAUAAAUAAUAUUUUUGGAAAAACUGAACAUUUUGUUAUGAGUCUCCUCAUUGAAAACAUCUGAAGUUCUUCAAAGAUUCCAGUCUACGAUGGAGAUUGACAGUCUAAUGAAACAGGAGUUUGUCAGUGUCUGGGUCCAGGAGCCACAAUUCCACAAAGAUGACUUCUGGCACACGCACGUUGACUAUGAGAUCUGUUUACAUACCAAUAGCAUGUGUUUUAGGAAGAAGACUUCCUCUGUGCGGAGGCGAUACAGUGAGUUUGUUUGGCUCCGGCAGCGUCUGCAGGACAACACUAUGCUCAUAGAGUUGCCCAAACUGCCUCCCCGGAACCCUUUCUUCAGUAUGAAAAACCCCUACAAGGUCAACCAGAGGAUGAAUGGCCUGCGGGAGUUUCUAGAGAUUAUCCUCCAGGACCCCCUGCUGCUGUCUGACAGUAGAGUGCACCUGUUCCUCCAAUCCCAGCUGAGUACGACCAAGAUGGAGGCAUGUGUCUUGGGCCGGACACGCUACACAGUGGCACAGGCCAUCCAGAUGUGUCGCGACUGUCACCGCACACGCUUCCCCAUAGAGAAGGGCAGCAAGGUGUACUUCAACUCAGACUAUGAAAGCCUCACCAGCACCACGUCAAGUCUGGGCCACAGCCAUGACUCUGGGGUCCCCCAGAGCCCCAGCCCUCUGCCCUUCUUAUUCCGUACUUUCAGCCUCACCAGCACCACGUCAAGUCUGGGCCACAGCCAUGACUCUGGGGUCCCCCAGAGCCCCAGCCCUCUACCCUUUGACUGCAGCACCUGUGAAAAUUCUGACUGCAACAUUCGCGUCCGGGAUGAGGGAUUCUUCAGCAGUCUGUCAGAGUCGUCGUGUGACCAGGAACACAUGGCGCCCUGACACACCUCUUCACACACGCACAAAGGGGCUGUUUCCCAGACAAGAUUAAGCCUAGUCCUGCAUGGAGAUUCUUUCAAGUGCUUUUUAUUCCAUGGCUCAGCUUAAUCUUUGUCUGGGAAACUACUCAAAAGACUGUUUGUUACUGUUCCUCAUGUGCUUCUCAAACCUCUGAUUAACUGGUGGCGUAGAAAGGUGUGGUUCUGUUGGAAUUCUCUCUGCGUCCCCAUCGGUCUUUUUAAAAUGACUGAGCCAUGUUUUCUUAAAGGAUAUUUUAUUGACUUACCCUCUUAUUGCGGACCAACUGGUGUUGCGAGUGAAUAAGUUGUCCAAAACAGAACGUUGUCUUAAUGUAAUAUCUCAUUCUUGAAUUCUAACUUGUGCCUUACAUUUUGUUCCUUUGUAUGUGAAUCGGUUUACCUGCAAUCAUACUAGGAAAGGUUCUUAAAUUAUACUUAAAAAAAAUAAAA
Messenger RNA from Oncorhynchus masou masou (cherry salmon), 1727 nucleotides. Its product is annotated as sorting nexin-10B-like. Gene Ontology annotation, biological process: vesicle organization; cilium assembly; intracellular protein transport. Gene Ontology annotation, cellular component: endosome. Bases 463 to 1260 code for a protein of 265 amino acids. Gene Ontology annotation, molecular function: phosphatidylinositol phosphate binding. NCBI's taxonomy places the organism in Eukaryota, Metazoa, Chordata, Actinopteri, Salmoniformes, Salmonidae. The transcript has 8 exons. The record is from RefSeq and is a predicted model, not a curated record.